Molecule: messenger RNA, 1401 nt
Organism: Enterobius vermicularis (human pinworm)
Lineage: Eukaryota; Metazoa; Nematoda; Chromadorea; Rhabditida; Oxyuridae
Source: the annotation of a GenBank genome assembly
AUGCUUUGGGUAAUAUUAACAAUUUCGUGGACUGCAUUCAUAUGGGACUUCUAUCUGAAUUAUCGCCAGUAUCGUAUACAAAAGAACACAAUAGCAAGACCGCAUGCAGCAAAGGAUAUUAUUUCUGAAGAAGAUUACGCCAAAGCGCGAAGCUAUGCGGUAGACAAGCAUGACUUUAACCUCAUAUAUUCAAUGUAUUCUCAAGUAGGAGAAACGGUUAUUCUUGUUUCCGAGCUGAUAUUCUUUUUCUGGAGAAUCUCUGGUAAUUUGACUGCAAAAAUUGGGCUGACUAAUGAGGUCUCGUAUGGUUUUGAUUCCUCACAUUUGUUUUUACUUUUUGGAUUUAGCUUUAUAGUACAAUCGGUUAUCUUUGUCACCCUCGUUGGCUUGGUCGAAACCGUUCUUCAUCUACCGUGGGAAUAUUAUUUGACUUUUGUGAUUGAAGAGAAACAUGGGUUCAACAAACAGACUGUUUCCUUCUUCUUCAAAGAUAAAAUUAAGAAGUUGCUGGUGGGAUUGGUUAUUAUGGCUCCAGUCCUUGCUGCUGUCAUUUAUAUCGUACAGCAUGGCGGACCAUACUUCUUUGUUUAUGCCUGGAUAUUCCUUUCUGUUGUUAUAUUUCUGUUUUUGACGAUAUAUCCAGAGUUCAUAGCUCCACUUUUUGACAAAUACGUCCCGUUACCUGAAAGCGAGCUUCGAAAAAAGAUCUUUGCACUUGCGAAAAGUGUUAAUUUUCCACUUACCAAACUUUGGGUAGUACAAGGCUCUGCACGUUCUGCUCACAGCAACGCGUAUAUGUACGGAUUUUGGAAGAAUAAGAGGAUCGUUUUGUACGAUACACUUCUUAAUGAAAAAAAUAAUGAGUUAUUGAAAGAGUCGAUUGGCAGCGCUGGGGACACUGGAGAGGAAAAGAAAACGGAAGCGAAUGACAAAAGGAAGGACCUGGGUAUGAGUGACGAUGAAGUUGUCGCAGUUUUGGGCCACGAACUGGGUCAUUGGGCCCUAUACCACAGUAUUUGUAACUUGGUUAUUGCUGAGGCUAACAUGCUCUUAAUGCUACUCGCCUUCUCUUGGUUUUAUAAAGCCAAAAGUCUUUACCAAGCUUUUGGGUUUUAUGAUUCUACUCCAACAGUUGUCGGAUUAAUUAUUGUUUGCCAGUUCGUAAUGACUCCGUAUUCUGAACUCAUUUCCUUUUUAGUUACGGUACUCACAAGAAAAAUGGAGUUUGCUGCAGACAAAUAUUCCGCAAAACUUGGUUACGCCGAUCAGCUAUGUGACGCUUUAAUUAAGUUAGGCAAAGAUAACCUCUUAUUACCCGUGGACGAUCACUUGUACUCCAUGUUUAAUCAUUCACAUCCACCGAUUUUGGAACGUAUUGCUGCGAUGAAAAAGUCACAGUGA